AUGAAUAGAUUCCUUGCCAGCCUCGUCGGUGGAGCCCUUGGGGUGGCCCUACACCGUGGCCUGUUCAUUCAUGGUGAAUGGCAUGUGCGGGCUCCAGCAGUUCUGCUCCAUCAUCUCGGUUAUUUCUUAGUACUGGCUAUGGCUGUCAAUAGGGCGUCUUUUAUCAUAAUGGGGUAUCUUCUGGGGCUGUUCUCCAGUAUCAUCAUCUACCGGAUCUUCUUGCACCGCCUCAGAAGCUUCCCAGGCCCACGAUUGGCUCGCAUCACCAAGAUAUGGCACGCCUGGCAUUGCCGCUAUAGUCAGAAUUACCUUCUUUUGUCGAAGCUUCAUGAUGAGUACGGUGACUUCGUUCGAACUGGGCCUAGCGAGAUUACAGUAUACCACCCAGGUGUAUUCAUGGCUAUUGAUGGGCCACAGGGAAACUGUGUCAAGUCUGAAUGGUAUGAUAUACUCCAUCCCAAACAGUCUUUGGUGACUGCACGCGUGAAGGAAGUCCAUGGAGCACGGCGUCGAGAGUGGAAUCGUGGAUUCACGCCGCAAGCACUGGACCAAUACCAAGAGCGUAUUCUUCCACUUCUUGACCAGCUGGAAGCCUAUAUCGAUGCCGAUAUCAUGGCGAAUAGAGUUUCUGAAGUCACAGACCUCCUCUACUGGCUCGGGUUUGACCGAAUGGGAGACUUUAUUUUCAGUCGGACAUUUAAUAUGUUAUCACGCCAGGAAUGGCACCAUAUUGUUGUUCUGCUCCAGCGCGCGUUGUCUCUCCUCGGUCCCCUGAGCCCCUUGCCAUGGCUGAUCCAUAUAGCCUUUAAACUGUUUCCCCGAGUCUGGAUUCUGCGUGACUGGUUUCGAAUGGUGAGAUGGUGUGAAGCUCAAAUGCUAGAUCGUUUAAUAUCCCCUAAGAAUACAUCUAUUGUGCCUGAUGUCGCACAUUAUCUCCUGAGAGAUGCAAGGAAUGAUUUCAGACAAUUUCCAUGGCUAACUGGGGAUAGCAUACUGGCUAUUGUUGCCGGAAGCGAACCAACCGUAGCGGUUCUUAUCGGUCUCUUUUCUGAGUUGGCAAAACACACUCACCAUGCUGACAUCAUUCGCGAUGAAAUCAACAAGGUCGAUAUUGAAGACUCUCGGGAGUUGGCAAAAAAAUGUCCACAUCUUGAAGGAGCAAUUUUUGAAGCUCUUCGUCUUUACCCUGCUUUACCAACAGGGGGCAACCGCGAAAAGAACUUCGAACAAGCAGCCGCCUUCAUUCCUGAGCGAUGGUAUCAAAGACCCGAGAUGGUGCGCAGCAAGGUUGCAUUCACACCAUUUGGUACCGGUCAUACAAGCUGUUUGGGACGAGCUCUCGCCAUGAACGACAUGCGGCUGAUCACAGCGCGCUUGGUGCAAAAGUACAACUUUAGUCUACCACCUGGCGAGACCGGCGACUCUGUGCUUAGAGGCUUGAAAGACCAGUUUACUUCGAAUCCCGGUCGCUUACGGCUAGUAUUUCAAUCUCGUGAAAAGUAA
Molecule: messenger RNA, 1503 nt
Organism: Penicillium macrosclerotiorum
Lineage: Eukaryota; Fungi; Ascomycota; Eurotiomycetes; Eurotiales; Aspergillaceae
Exons: 6
Coding region: 1-1503 (500 amino acids)
Molecular function (GO): heme binding; monooxygenase activity; iron ion binding
Source: RefSeq, a predicted model, not a curated record